GCCCUAGGAGGAGUAAUCACCAUUCAGUCCACCGUGAGCCAAGUAUGAAUCAGUAGCCACACCAGGCCUCACCUGGGCCACAUCUGGAGACCAGGGGUGAGGGUACAACAAUGCAAAAUAACUGGUCCUAGCCUGGUUACUCAUCUCUUUUAAGGCAACAAAGAAACUAGACUGUGGUCUGAGAACACAAUAUCUGAGACAAAGAUCAACAGAAACCUUCAUCCUCACCCCUUCUGCCCCUGCUUCUACCUGCUCUACUUCUGCCUAUGCUCUAAGAUCCAUGCCGCAUGUCAUCACUCGAACAUCCAGGAUGCCCCAGUCUGGACGUCCUUCAGGUCUGCCUGCAGACAACAGCAUCUCUUCAAGUAUCACACGAGUGAUAGUGAAGACACCAGGCAAUCAGAAAGACUUUAUGGUAGCUGAUGACAUCUCAGUGAGGCAGUUCAAGGAGAAGCUAUCAGCUCACUUCAAAUGCCAAAUGGACCAACUAGUGCUGGUCUUCAUGGGCCGCCUUCUAAAAGACCACGACACGUUGAGUCAGAGGGGCAUCAUGGAUGGCCACACCAUCUACCUGGUCAUCAAGUCCAAUCGUGGCUCCAGAUCCUUAGCCCAUUCAUCUCAGAACCUGACAACCAAUGAGUCCUACCACCAGGACAGAAAUACCAAAGGAAACUGCAGUGGAGUGCGCCAACCUGCUGGUGUGAGUCAAGUUCCUGCAGAAUCAGCUCCCUUUGUAGAGUCUGAUGUACCCAAGGUGCAUACUCAGGACCUGGAAGUAGGCACUCUAGAGCACAUAGCACAGAUGCUGGAGAAUCCUACCAUCCAGCGACUUCUAUCCAACAUGGAAUUCAUGCGACAGUUCAUCUCAGAACAUCCAGACAUGCAGCAACUGAUGCAGCAGAACCCAGAGGUCUCACACCUCCUCGACAAUUCUGACAUCCUAUGGCAGACUCUGGAGCUGGCCAGGAACCUUGCCAUGAUCCAAGAGAUAAUGCACAUCCAGCAAUCAGCACAGAACCUUGAGCAUCCACUAAACUCCCAGUCAUAUCUGGGCUUAGAGACAACCCCAGGUGGGAACAAUGUCCUGGGUCAGAGGUAUGCUGAUUUAAACCAAAUGCUCAGCAGCAUACAAGAUCCCCUUGGGGACAACCCUUUCACAGCUCUUUUGGCAGGACAAAUGACAGAAGAAGUCCAGUCCUCACCUCCACCUCCACCACUAUCCCAGGAAUGGCAGGACCAGCUUCCACAGCUCCCUACAACUCGAGUCAUCUAUUCUAGCUCUUGUGGUUUGUCCUCAAUCACCUCAGCCAAUGCCAUACCUAACAGUCUCAACCAUACUUCCAGGGCUGAUACUGCCAAUAUCUCCACUAAGGGCCAGAGUCAUAUCUGUGCCAUUCACCAGUCAGCUGGGAUACCAGCUUUACCUAGCAUGCAGCUCACCCAGAACACCCAGGAAGAAGACAAUGAUGGCACCAUCUCUCUAGCAAGCUCUGACCAGAGAUUGGAAGAUGAUCUCCAGCUUUCAGACGAACAGACCAGCUCCCAGGUCACAGGAGGCAUGAUGCAGUUGCUAAUGAACAACCCUUACCUGGCAGCUCAGAUGAUGUUGUUCAUGAGUAUGCCCCAGCUGGGUGAACAGUGGAGGCAGCAAUUGCCCACAUUCCUGCAGCAGACACAGCUUUCUGACCUGCUUGUAGCUCUAGGCAACCCUAAAACAUCACAAGCAAUCUUGCAAAUUGAGCAGGGUCUCCAGCUUUUGGCCACAGAGGCUCCUGUUCUUUUGCCCUGGGUUGCACCAUACCUUUGGGGCUUGGGUUGGCUUCCUACCCCAAGUAGUAGCUACCCUGAUACAGUGUCCUGGGCCUGGAAUAUGCCAGAAAUGACUGAACCCAAAGGGACUGAGUGCUGCCAUAAUUCUGGAGCAGUUCUGCAGAGUCUACAAUCCCUCGCUGGAGACACUUCUAACCCUCUACAAGCUCCUGAGAUUCGUUUCAGCAAGCAGAUGGAAUCUCUCCAGGCUAUGGGAUUUGGGAACCAUGAUGCCAAUCUACAGGCACUCAUUGCUACUGAGGGAGACACCAAUGCUGCUAUCCGUAAGCUUAAGAGAUCCCAGGGUUUCUGACCACCACGUCUACCUGUUUUCUUGCUACCUGCCUGCUGACCCAUUUGAACACCUCAUCUCCAUUCCCUGCCUCCCCUGAUGCUUUCAGACAAAGGUCCUGGAGUGGAAGAAACAAACCAAUGUUUUCUCUACUGCAUAAUGGACCAUUGGCCAAGGCUGGAAGAUCUGUCAAUAAAAUGGCUACACUCACUUGUC
Tupaia belangeri chinensis (Chinese tree shrew) is the source of this 2317-nucleotide messenger RNA. It is a transcript of the gene UBQLNL, whose product is annotated as ubiquilin like. The transcript has a single exon. Gene Ontology annotation, molecular function: polyubiquitin modification-dependent protein binding. NCBI's taxonomy places the organism in Eukaryota, Metazoa, Chordata, Mammalia, Scandentia, Tupaiidae. Gene Ontology annotation, biological process: ubiquitin-dependent protein catabolic process. The coding region runs from base 281 to 2122 and encodes 613 amino acids. The record is from RefSeq and is a predicted model, not a curated record. Gene Ontology annotation, cellular component: cytosol.